Messenger RNA from Hydractinia symbiolongicarpus, 2009 nucleotides. RefSeq names its product pre-mRNA 3'-end-processing factor FIP1-like. Lineage: Eukaryota; Metazoa; Cnidaria; Hydrozoa; Anthoathecata; Hydractiniidae. The transcript has 15 exons. Gene Ontology annotation, cellular component: mRNA cleavage and polyadenylation specificity factor complex. The record is from RefSeq and is a predicted model, not a curated record. The coding region runs from base 74 to 1474 and encodes 466 amino acids. Gene Ontology annotation, molecular function: RNA binding.
CGCAAUCUGGGCAGAACAGAACUGCGUUGUUCGGGUCUGAAAAUACGUGUAAAGUGUGUUCAAAAUAAACAGGAUGGUGGAGGAAGUUGUGGCAGCCCCAGAUACUGUCUCCCAUGAAGAAGAAGAAGAAGAUGAAAAGUACUUGUAUGAUGAUAAUCUUGAAUCCAAGGAGAAAGAUGUGGUAAAAGAAGUCAACGACUCGGAACAAAUUAAAGGGACUAGUAACAGAGAUGCUGAGCCAAGCAAAGAACCCAAGAAUGAAGAGGAAGACGAUGAUGGUGAAUUCGAAGAGUCGGACGAUGAUGAUGAUGACGAUAAUAUACAAGUUCAUAUAGGUGAUGUAAAUACAUCAGCCACUGGUGCAUAUGGCACCCCUCUCAGUUGGAAGAAAGAGGGUACAGCUUUAGGUGCUGUAAAAGCAGCCACCCUUCCUACACAGGGUCAAAAGAAGAUAGAUGUAAACACUGUUGGUUUAAUUAAUGGUCAACCCAUUUAUGAGUACGAUCUGGAUACUGAACAAGAUGAAAAGCCAUGGAGAAAGCCAGGUGCUGACAUUAGUGAUUAUUUUAAUUAUGGAUUUACUGAAGACACAUGGAAACAAUAUUGUGAAAAACAAAGACGAAUGAGAUUAGACAGUCAACGUGGCCCAUAUACUGUUACUGCAGCAAACCCUGUCGCUAAUGCUGCACAAGUUGAAAUAGAAGUUUUACCAGAUGGAAGGACGCGGGUGAAAGCAGGUCCUCCACCGGACCGUAAAGUUGAAGGCUCUAUUCACGUUCUUGGUUCUGAUGCUGACGCACGUCGAAAACAGAAAGAAGACGAGCUGUUGGCGUUAGCUCUUGGUUCAUCACAUGUCAUGGCUCAACCCCCAUUUCCAGGACAACGACCUUUAUACACAACAUUGCCUAACGGCGCUGUGGUGUAUAAUCCGCUGGCUGGCCAGCAAAUGUUGCAACCAACCAGUUCGAAAGGCGAGACCACUGGCAUGACAGCGGAUUCUCAAAAUUCUUCGCAAGGUCAACAAAUACAAUCUAUAGGCGCACCAUCUAUGAUGACGUCAGUCAUGCCACCAGCCUUUCAAUAUCUGCCACAUGGCGGUCCAGGUUUAGGAGGGAUUCAACCUGUUGCUGGUGGAUCACAAAUAUUUCCGCCGCCAAAUAUGGACAACUUUGUGCACCCUGGAAUGCCUUCCUCCGGUUACGCUGGCCAGUUUGGACAUAGUGAUAGUGAUUUUGACAGCGACGGAGAAAACAGACGCCAUAGGAGUAGGCGCGAAUCAUCACGACACAGACGGCAUCGAGACAGAAGUGAUCGUGACAGAAGUGAUCGAGACCGUGAAAGAUCCUCAAGAAGAGACCGUGACCGUUCUGAGUCAAGAAGAAGUCGAGAUCAUUCAAAAUCAUCUUCUGACAGACACCCGUUUGGCAAAUGUGAAUACUUAAUUUUAAAUAAUUCAGCACUCACAAAGAUGUAAACAAAACUUGUAUUUUAAACAGACUGGUUUAUUUUUUGGGGCUAAUAUGUUGUCGUUCUGUAAAGUUUUUAGAUGAAAGUUCACAGUUUUGUCUGAGAAAAAUAUCAAAUUUUUAUAACUCUACGAAUAUUUUCAAUUUUAAAAAAUUUUUAGUUUUGACUGUUUUCUUAUCGUGAUAGAUCUAACAUUUAAAUUGAUUUAUAGAUUUUAUCGAGCAGACCGAGCCUGGUCUUAAAAAUCAACACUCACCAUGAACUUUUAUUGCAGAACAGUUUGCCUCUUAAGUUAAUUUCCGCGAAUUUUGCGACAAAAGGAAUUUGAUGACGGAUUUUUUCAAUUUACACCGUUUUUUAGACUGCUGAAGUAAAAUAUUUAAGAAGAAAGAAAAAAUGUAAAUCUUUCGAAAAUUAGUUUUUGCAUAAACUUAAUUUCGCGAAAAGUUUUUUUAAAUUUCGUAGAAAUAACUUCCCCGAAUUUAAAAAUGUAUUUCUUUCAAAAGUAAUCGGUUUCUCUGUUUAACUUUUAUCCAUUUUUC